AUGGCCAAAACUCUCGUAUUGUCGCUUCUGAUCGGCCUUGUCCACGCCCAGUCCUACUCGGGAUGCCACACCCACGGCAGCAUCGAGUACUGCUACGGCUCCGAUGGGAAUGAAACCCCGGUCUCGACGCUGAUUCCCGCCACAGCGACUAUCCCAGCUACCACCACAGCGAGCACGACAGCCUCCGCGCACUCCUCGGCCGUGACGGGCUGCCACAGCCACGGCGACGAGGUCUUCUGCAUCGACGACCAUGGACAUGAGGUGCAGGUGUCGCUGGCAUCUACGCCGACCGGGGAGUUGCCAGCACAGUAUACGGGCUGCCAUUCGCACGACGGAGCGACAUACUGCAUGGACCCCGAAGGGAACGACGUCAAGAUCCUCGAAGAGAGCGCCAAGAUUCACUCUGAGUCUGAAUCAAGCGGGCAAGCCUCCAAGGAGGGGAUGAACUGCCACUUCCACGCGGGUGUUGAACACUGCGUGGGUGCUGGGGAAUCCGAAUCCGGUUCCGCACAUGGGAAGUCCUGUGGUCUACGGGAACGCGAUUACGACGUGCCCCUUCGCGUUGGCACGCUGUUCGUGGUCCUGGUCACCAGUUCCAUUGGCGUGUUUCUGCCCAUGGCGCUGGUCAAGCUGCCCUCCAAGACGCUGAAUGGGGUGCUGUCGACGGCGAUCAAGCAGUUUGGCACGGGGGUGAUCCUCUCCACAGCCUUUGUCCAUCUCUACACCCACGCCAACCUCAUGUUCACGAAUGACUGCCUCGGCGAGCUGGAUUACGAAGCCACCACCUCCGCAGUCGUGCUGGCCGGGAUCUUCCUCUCCUUCCUCUUCGAAUACAUCGGCCACCGACUCAUCCUCGCGCGCGGCGCCAAGUCCUGCGCCGCGAAUACCUGCCCUUCCCCGCCAUCAUCGACCAAAGAACCCACCCCGCACCACCACACGCUCACCUCGCUCGGGCACAACCACGGCCCGGCGCUCGACCCGACCCACGCCAACACGCAGCUCUCGGUGCUGGUUAUGGAAGCCGGCGUGAUCUUCCACAGCAUCCUCAUCGGGCUCACGCUGGUCGUGGCGGGCGACUCGUUCUACAAGACGCUGCUGGUGGUGAUCAUCUUCCACCAGUUCUUCGAGGGCCUGGCGCUCGGGGCGCGCAUCGCGCUGCUGCCGGGCCGCGUGUUCCCGCACAAGGCGGUGAUGGCGGGGGCGUUUGCGGUGAUCACGCCGGUGGGGAUGGCGAUUGGGCUUGGGGUGCUGCAUUCGUUCAAUGGGAAUGAGAAGAGCACGCUGGUGGCGCUGGGGACGCUGGAUGCGUUGUCGGCGGGAAUCCUGGUGUGGGUUGGGGUGGUGGAUAUGUGGGCGCGGGACUGGGUGAUGGAGGGAGGGGAGAUGAUGGAUGCGAAGCUGGGGCGGGUGUUGAUCGGGGGGGUGGCCUUGGUGGCUGGGAUGGUAUUGAUGGGAGUAUUGGGGAAAUGGGCUUAA
Messenger RNA from Aspergillus clavatus NRRL 1, 1476 nucleotides. It is a transcript of the gene zrfC, whose product is annotated as putative ZIP Zinc transporter. The coding region runs from base 1 to 1476 and encodes 491 amino acids. Gene Ontology annotation, molecular function: zinc ion transmembrane transporter activity. NCBI's taxonomy places the organism in Eukaryota, Fungi, Ascomycota, Eurotiomycetes, Eurotiales, Aspergillaceae. The record is from RefSeq and is a predicted model, not a curated record. The transcript has 4 exons. Gene Ontology annotation, cellular component: plasma membrane. Gene Ontology annotation, biological process: zinc ion transmembrane transport.